This is a messenger RNA of Phragmites australis (common reed), 1582 nucleotides long. RefSeq names its product MACPF domain-containing protein NSL1-like. The transcript is spliced from 4 exons. Gene Ontology annotation, cellular component: plasma membrane. The record is from RefSeq and is a predicted model, not a curated record. NCBI's taxonomy places the organism in Eukaryota, Viridiplantae, Streptophyta, Magnoliopsida, Poales, Poaceae. The coding region runs from base 162 to 1076 and encodes 304 amino acids. Gene Ontology annotation, biological process: regulation of salicylic acid mediated signaling pathway; plant-type hypersensitive response.
CAGACGGUGCGCCACCACCCGCGACCUUGACCCCGCCGCGCCCCCCGUCGCCAUCGCCCCAUCAGCGCCUGCAGCUUUCGCAGGCCACCGUCACACCACCACGGACACAGCGACCGUCGCGGCCGCACCGCAUCGCACGGCAGGACUGGUGGGAUGGAAUAAUGGUACCAUACCGGUGGCGGCACAGGGUGUCCCAUCGCGGGUUUAGAACGGCGCGCACGGGCGCGGGCAGGAGGGACCGCCGGUACGCGUCUCGCGCGGGGCAAAGGAAGAUGAGGGGCUCGGGCGCGCGCAGGCCGCGGUCGGAUGCGGGCACGACCUCACGGGUGGCCUCCGCCUGGGCCGCGCCAUGCCGGCGGGGCGGCUGGUGGAGAUCGACGGGGCGCCGGCGCGGGAGCUGUUUCUGCCGGGCGGGGGCCGUCGUGGUGGACGUGCCGGUGGGGAUCGUCGCCGACGAGGGCGAGCGCACGCGGUUCCGCUCUGACGUCCUCUCCUUCGUCCAGAUGGCGGAGCAGGUGAACCAGUCGCUGUCGUUGGCGGGUAAGAUCCCGUCGGGCGCGUUCAACGCCAUGUUCGACUACCGCGGGUGCUGGCACAGGGACGCCGCGGCCACACGGAGCCUCUGCUUCGACGGCCGCUUCGUCGAGCUCUACAGCGUCGAGGCCGUGCGCGCGCAGCUCGCCCUGCAGGACCGCGUCAAGCAGGACGUGCCGCCCAUUGGAGGGAACGACGUGGUGUGCGUCAAGCAGCUCAAGGGCUCCAAUCUGACGCAGAGCGACGUGCAGGCCCGGCUGAAGAAGCUGGCUGAUGACAAGUUCUCUCAAGAUUGCACCGGAAACUCCACCGCGGGGGAUGACGAGUUCUCGCAGGGGAUAAAUGGAAACUUUGGUCCCGGUUCAGCUGCUUGGCACUCUUUCAGAUCGCCAGUUGUUUCUUACAAGGAUCACAUCGUCAGUAUUCACAUCAGAAGAGGGGGUGCCGACAAUGGUCAAGGCCACAGCAAAUGGCUCUCGACGAUCACUAGUUUCCCGGAUGUCAUCUCCAUGGCGUUCGUGCCUAUAACUGCUACUAACUGAAGGGGUUAAUUUUGGACUGUUUGCUGCAGUGGUAUAGACCAAGCGCUUCAAGUACUCUUCAGCAUGACCAUCCAGUUUCAUUUGGUCUUCUUGCCGAUCAACACCUCAUAUGCUCCCAAAGGCAUGUAAAGCAGCCUGAAGAUACAUCAUGUCUCAUGAGACGAACAGUUUAUGACUGCCUUACCAACAGCAACAAGAGAAGUAAUACAAGAAGAAAUUAAGCAGACAAACUUACCCUGUCGAUCAAAAGAUGAUUCUACCACAUAUCUGGCAACAUUUGAUGAUGUGAGCAACAAAUGUGCGCCUUGAGUUGCUAUUUCACCAAUUAAGUCAAACAAACAGUAACAUUAUGCCUAAAUAAUGAGAUAAAGUGUUCCAUAUUAUCAAGUAAUACCAAGUGGAAGCAUAACUUACUUGUACCAAUUAGACCCAAGGUCUCCAAUGCGCUCACGAUUUCUUCAGGAUUAUGGCUUUCUUCCAUCUUCAAUAUUUUAUCAAUGGCCAGA